AUGCCACAAAGUGAAAAUCAGGCUUCCAUUGAGGAUGCCGUAAUGCUGGAGCAUCCAAGUCCCAGCAAUGCUAGCCAGGCGGCAGCAUCACCCUGCGACAACCAUGAUAUUAUGGUGAAAUGGCGCAAGGCCAUGAAAAGUGCCUGCGAAGCCCAGGAGUUGUUGCAGGAAGUUAUGGAAGCCUUGGCCAGCGAAAUGCGCAAACAUAAACCGAACAAAGACAAGAAUUCGAAAAAGGAUAAACACAAAAAGAAAGAGGGUAAAAUUAACAAAAAGGACAAAAAGAAAAAGAAUAAAAAGAAACAUGGCAAGGGAGAUCACCCUUGCCAUCCUGUCCUACCUGAACCACCAGUGUGUGAUCCCAAUGACAGUGAUAGUGGCUCAAGUUCUAGUUCCAGCUCCGGUUCGAGUUCAAGUUCUUCGUCAAGUUCCAGUUCAAGCGAUUCCAACGAUAGUGAUAUGGAAAUGGGUUUCUACUGUGGUCACAGACCUCCGCGCCACCACAAACAUUAUCAUCAUGGCUAUGGCCAUGGCCACCAUGGUGGACACGGACGCCACCACCACCACCAUGGUCGUAGACCUCGUUCACAUUCCCGUGGACGCCACGGUCAUCAUCAUUCACGUAGCCGAUCUCGUGGUCAUUCCAGAGGCACAUCUCCCACACAUCGUCACCACAAUCGACAAGCCACACAAACUGUCGAUUCUAAUCAAAAUCCAAUGCAGGGCACAUCAUCAACACGGGCCAUUGAAGAGACUUUGCCAGUGGUGUUGAAAUUGUAA
Molecule: messenger RNA, 780 nt
Organism: Musca domestica (house fly)
Lineage: Eukaryota; Metazoa; Arthropoda; Insecta; Diptera; Muscidae
Product: corepressor interacting with RBPJ 1
Exons: 1
Coding region: 1-780 (259 amino acids)
Source: RefSeq, a predicted model, not a curated record